AAAGGCGGGACAAUUAGAAUUAAAUCCACUUUCUCUUUCCUCAGAAACCAGAACAAGAAAACCCAAGAAUACCCGAAUUCCAUCAUCUUCAACAAUGGUGAAAGCAAUUCCAAGAAUCUCAGAGAGAAAAACAAGAAAACGCAGAAGAUUCCCUGUGAAAUCAGAUAAUCUUCUUCUGGGUAUCAAAAUGGCGAAUCUAACAACAAUUCCACCCUCUUCAAACCAUCUUCAUCUUCUUCAACAAACAUCAACGCCUAAAUCAGACCCCCAAAUUUUGGAUCUAAUUCAUGCAACCCCACCUCCGUUGAAGAGGAAACGAAACUCCUGCUGUCCUACGUCAUCCCCCAGUUACAGUUCUUCGACUUACGCCACUUGUUCUUCUUCUCCAGCUAUUUCUCCUUCUCUCUCCUCGCCGUCUCCACCACCGCCUUCAGCCUUUCUCCUUCGCUGCAACAGCUCUGCUUCUAGCUCUGAGAAUAGCUCCAGUGCUGAGAAAAUGAGGAAGAUAUUUCAAGAAUUGAAUGCUUCACCAUCGCCAGUACCUCGGAACUUAAUGGCUCGAUUGCUGCCACCACUUCCACCGCCUCCGUCACCGAAGCUUCUCAGGAGGACUGUUUCUGACCCUGUCACACUCUCGCCUGGUUACUCCACCCUUAAGGGAAACAACGAGAAGGAGAAAAGGCAAGAACAACUGGUGAAGGCAGAGAAGUUAUCAGGGGAUUGGACAAUGUUCAAACUCAAAUGUGAAUGUGGCUCUGAUUUUCAAUUUCUCUUCUGUGGAGCUGACGGUAAAUGUUACAAGCUCGUCUGAAAUUUAGAUUCUGAUACCGUGUAAGUAGUAAAUUUAGGUUGAUUGCUUUCUCUGUGACAUUUGUAAUUGGAAUUGUGGUGUUUCUGUAACAUUUUCGUACAUUGCUGUUUCUGCUUCUGUUAAGCUGAGCGGCUAAGUAGAAGUAUCAAGUAUGUAGGAUUUCUUGAAUAAAACAGUUGUUGUGUUGUUUCCGAAAGUGUACAGCUAGUGUGGGUUCCAAUUAAUUUGAAAUUUCGGAUGCAAUCAUGUAAAUUUAAGCAUCCCUUUGUAUUCUAUGGCCUUAGAAGGAUACAUAUACCAAAUCCGUAUUUUGGCA
Molecule: messenger RNA, 1127 nt
Organism: Spinacia oleracea (spinach)
Lineage: Eukaryota; Viridiplantae; Streptophyta; Magnoliopsida; Caryophyllales; Amaranthaceae
Exons: 3
Coding region: 95-811 (238 amino acids)
Source: RefSeq, a predicted model, not a curated record